Molecule: messenger RNA, 2665 nt
Organism: Equus quagga
Lineage: Eukaryota; Metazoa; Chordata; Mammalia; Perissodactyla; Equidae
Gene: SLC75A1
Product: major facilitator superfamily domain containing 10
Exons: 13
Coding region: 251-1621 (456 amino acids)
Biological process (GO): transmembrane transport
Cellular component (GO): brush border membrane
Molecular function (GO): transmembrane transporter activity
Source: RefSeq, a predicted model, not a curated record
CCGGCAGCCCGCGUGGCUGUGUCUGCUGUGUCCGUCCGUCCUUCCGUCCGUCUGUCCGUCCCGAGCGCGCGCCCGCGGCAGGUGCAGGGCGGGGCUCGCGGUCCCGGGCGGGGGUGCUCCCGCAUCCAGGGUGCGCGUUGCGUUCCCGCCCCGGAGGCGAGCCGGGCACGGGCGGGGGUCCUGUUCUCCAGCGCGUAGGGACUCCUGCACCCGCCCGGAGCCGCCCAGGCAAGAUCAGAGCGGCCCCAUCAUGGGCUGGGGAUCCGGCGGGAGCUGCACCCCGCGCCCACCCAUCCGCCAGCAGCCAGCGUCGGAGCCCCGCGUGGUCACUGUGAUCUUCCUCGGCCUCCUGCUGGACCUCCUGGCCUUCACUCUGUUGCUGCCCCUGCUGCCUGGGCUGCUGGAGAGCCACAGCCGUGCCCACGACCCCCUCUAUGGCUCAUGGCAGCGAGGGGUGGACUGGUUUGCUGCAGCCAUCGGGAUGCCAGCAGAGAAGAGGUACAACAGUGUCCUGUUCGGAGGUCUGAUUGGCUCAGUCUUCUCCUUCCUGCAGUUCGUCUCAGCGCCACUUGCAGGGGCAGUGUCUGACUGCCUGGGGAGGCGCCCAGUGAUGCUGCUGUCCCUGGCUGGUCUGGCCGCCUCGUAUGCCGUGUGGGCUGCCUCCAAGAGCUUCGCGGCCUUCCUGGCCUCCAGAGUGAUUGGAGGCAUCAGCAAGGGGAAUGUCAGCCUCUCCACGGCCAUCGUCGCUGACCUGGGCUCACCUCCUGCCCACAGCCGAGGCAUGGCAGUCAUCGGGGUGGCCUUCUCACUGGGCUUCACACUGGGCCCCAUGCUUGGCGCCUCCCUGCCCCUGGAGAUGGCACCUUGGCUUGCCCUGCUCUUCGCAGUCUCUGACCUGCUGUUCAUCUUCUGCUUCCUGCCAGAGACGCUGCCCCCAGAGAAGCGGGCAUCCUCCAUCACCCUGGGAUUCCAAGCUGCUGCCGACCUGCUCAACCCCCUGGCCCUGCUCCACUUCUCGGCUGUGGCCCAUGGCCAGGACCCACCCACUGCAGACAGGCUUGGCAGUCUGCGCCGCUUGGGCCUGGUCUACUUCCUCUACCUCUUCCUGUUCUCGGGCCUGGAGUACACAUUGAGCUUCCUCGCACACCAGCGCUUCCAGUUCAGCAGCCUGCAGCAGGGGAAGAUGUUUUUCUUCAUCGGUCUCACCAUGGCCACCAUCCAGGGCGCCUACGCCCGGCGGAUCAGCCCUGGCAGGGAAAUUGCAGCUGUGAAGCGGGCCAUCCUGCUGCUCGUGCCCGCCUUCCUCCUCAUCGGCUGGGGGCACACGCUGCCUGUGCUGGGCUUGGGGCUGCUGCUCUACUCCUUCGCCGCUGCUGUCGUGGUGCCCUGCCUGUCCUCCGUGGUCGCUGGCUAUGGCUCACCCAGGCAGAAGGGCACAGUCAUGGGCACACUGCGGAGCCUGGGUGCCCUGGCUAGGGCGGCAGGGCCCAUGGUGGCUGCCUCAGUGUACUGGCUGGCCGGGGCCAGGGUCUGCUACACCGUGUGCUCAGGGCUCUUCCUGCUCCCCUUCCUCCUUCUGCGGAACCUGAGGCCUCCAGCACAGACAGUGAAGGCCGAGUAGCUGAACUGGCCCUGCCCCAGCCUGGGGGAGCUGAGGCAGGAAGUGGGAGGCCUAGGGCCAGGACCACUCCCCACUGCCCCCUUGACCCCUUCCUUUCCCCUGGGGCCCAGCCCAGGAAGGCCCAGGGCCUACAGCCCCAGGGGACCCAAGACACUCCUCUCCCACUCCCUGGUGUGGACCUGGGCAGCCCUGUGGAGCAAGGUCAGUGACUCCAAAACCUUCCAAGCUUUCUGCCUGCUUUUUACGCAGCGACACAGGAGAUCAGUCAAGCCUCUGAAUGACAGAAUAUAGCAGCUAUUUUAUACCAAGUGCCUUUCUCUAGUACACAGCUCUGCCUCAUCACUCACCACCCUGGGAGACCCCUAGGCACCAGAAGCAGCAGCUUGAGCUGAAUGGCUUCUAGAGCUCCAUUGACAAGAAGAGUACAAGGCUCCCCACAAACCUCAGUGUCCCUUCUGCACGAUGGUGAGGGUGGGAAGCCAGAUGCAGGACCCUCCAAGCCUGAGGUAUGCCCUGCACCCCGGCACACUGGGGAGGAGGGGCCCCUCUGCUGGGCCCUCCCUAUCACAAAGCCCGCCUCUACCUGUCUGCUCAGCUGCAGCGAGGCUGAGACUUUGGGGUCUGCUCAGGCUGGGGACACAGGAGUGUCAGGACAGCUUUCUGGUGCUCUGUGGGCCCUGCCCAGCAGGCCCGUGGCCACCACCUUCUGUCCCAGUGGAGAAGCAAGCUGGCACUGAGGCAGGCAGCUCUCCCCAGUCCAAAGCGACAGUGUUUAAUCAAGAAAUAAACACUUGGGGAUCUUUUUUUGGAACGUGAGAUGAACUUCUGGAAGUCCUAUUUUAAAGGAACAAAGAAAAAAUUAAAAUGUAAAACUGCUUCCCAGAUUUAGAUAAGGUAACUGCUUAAAGAAUUUUAUUUGUGAGUAAAACAUGUUACAGUGAAGAAAGGACGUAGGACCUGUCCUCCCAAGCCUGUGUCGUAUAUGCCACUAAACUUCAUGUUGUAAUACAAAGAGUUAAAAUAAACUACAAAAGUGAAAUUAAA